AUGGGCGAGGACUCUGAGAAGCUUGGAGAAGAGAAUAGAACCAUGCUGCAAGCAGCAGCAGCGCGCAGAAGGCAGGGAGAGGACGGCGAAGUGGAAAGAUCGCACGCCUCAAGGUAUCCGCUCGCGUGGAGUGCCUGCUCUUCGAGCAUCUGAUUAUGAUAUAGUGGAAUUCUGAUGGGCGAGGACUCUGAGAAGCCUGGAGAAGAGAAUAGAAGAAUGAUGGAAGCAGGAGAAGUGCGCAGAAGGCAGGGAGAGGACGUCGAAGAGGAAAGAUCGCACGCCUGUGGCUCUCAUCGCUUGGAGAGACUGCUCUUCGAGCAUCUGAUUAUGAUAUAG
Molecule: messenger RNA, 336 nt
Organism: Caenorhabditis sp. 36 PRJEB53466
Lineage: Eukaryota; Metazoa; Nematoda; Chromadorea; Rhabditida; Rhabditidae
Source: the annotation of a GenBank genome assembly